AUGGAAUCCCUUGUGUAUGAGAAUUCACCGUUGGCCGAUUACCUCGAAGGUAUGUCACCCAGCACACAAGUGUCGCAUGCAACCCCCUCACCGGUGCCUAUUCCAGGGGAAGGCGAGAGCAACGAAAGCUGGCUCGUGGAGGAAACACGCAGCGAACAUGACCCAAAUGACACGGCAUCCAAUUUCGCCCCUCGAGGCGUUUCGAAGUUCCAGGAGCGCGUCCGGAACAAGCUGCCCAAACCUCUAGACCUCAACAGAUCACGGGAGGGGGUCGUUCUUGGUAGGAUGUACGAUGCGUGCUCGUCUGCUUUAAAUGCACAGAUCGGGCGAAGCGACAACGAGCGAUUCCUCGAACAGUUCGGCUACGUGAUCGUCGCGUCGCAAUUGCUGAAUGAGCACAGCGCACCCUCUUACACAUCUACCACAGACGUGGUGUCGACUUCACCAUCCGCAGACCUCCCAUCCCUCUCCACGACGUUCGGAAUCCAAGGCGCAGUCGUUACGGCGGCGGCGUCUUUCUCAAUCGCAUGGUUAUUACACUGGAGUCGCUCACGGUCUGGAGCUGGCUUUAGCCCGAAGCGAGUGAUAGUGCUUCUCAUCCUCGUCCCCAUUGUGGGGGCCUUGUUCUAUGCCUUUGCCAAACGUCAGUGGCUGAAGUAUCUACGACACCAGGCUGUUCAGGCUGCUGGGGCUUUCGUUGGCAACGCCCAGGGAUUUGACUCUGCUUCAUCUGCCUCGGUGGUAUUUAUACAGGAAGUCGAGCUGGUCUCGCGUGGCUAUCGGAUCAGUACUCCCUUACCGCCUAUUAGCCGACUCGAAGACCAGACACAGACACGGAGGUGCCUGAGACUACGCCGAGUGGUCUCGGAGUGUUUCUUUUCGAUGUUGGAGCGAUACAUUCGGUCACAGAACAUCCUGCGGCCCCUCACCGAUGAAGGCAAUCUCGCGAAGUAUUACGAUAUUUAUGACAUUGGGUUAGAGGAGCUCGAAGCAAUCGAAGCGACAGUAUCGCACCGCACAUCAGACGACCAGUACUCAUUGCGUUCCUUGCGAGAUCUCUUUGGGAAACUAUACAGCGUGAGAAAGAGCGUUUUGUGUUGUCUGUUGGCGCUGAGCGCUGAUGGAGGAGGUUCCGAUAUUGCCAGAUGGAGCACCGCCGUGGAGGAAAUGCGAGAUCUUGCCACGGUGACCGGAGCGAGCAUGCUUAAAAUGACAAGCAUUUUGAACGAAGAGGACCGGGAUACCAUUCCUCCAUCUCCCUUGCCCAUGGCCUCUCCAAGCAAGGACAAUCUUCGGGCGCAGUUCCGAAGGCUCAACUCCUUGUCACAGGGAGUACGAGCCCUACAUGCCAAGAUGCACAUUAUCAGCGAGGAGUCCAAUGCCAAUAUCGAACGGACCGACUCUUCUACCGAUUUCGAGGCAACUCUCCUUGCACAGUACGAGUCGAUCGGCAGUGACAUUCGGGCCCUGCUCCAGGAAUGGGAAGCAGGCAAAGUUGCUAUGUUGCACAGCGCCGAGCGGCAGAGCGCCGGAGAUCGAUCGCGACCAUCGAGUGCGAUGGUUUCGCCCUUGUCCCCCACUUCGAGCCUUGGAGGCACUACGGCCGUCGAAGGCAGCCCGACUGACGCGCUCAAAGCACUGAACGGGGAGGGCCGACCCGACUUGACACAUGCUUUCGACGAUGAGGAGAUCUUUGAAGCUGUUGUGCUACCAUCGUCUCGCAACAAGAGGGCCUCUUUGACGCGAGACGAGCGGCUGGCGCGUGUUCGCGAAGAUCGGGCGAGGCAGGCCGCUGCUCGUGAGAAGGUGGAUGCGAACACGAACAUGCUCAAAGAACUGGAGAUGGUCAUUCAGCAACGACCGCGGAAUGACCUCUCGAAAAGAUCGCCCACCAAACUAACUUCCACACGCGAUUCUUCUGCCUCCCACAUCUCAUUCAAUCCCUCCCUCCCUCCUCGUCAUCAUUUUGCUACUCUCCCACACACAACCUUAGUUCUCUCUCACAAACCUGUCAACAUGUUGGAAGCACGGCUAGAGCAGGCAAGCCUUCUGAAGCGUGUCGUCGACGCGGUCAAGGAUCUUGUGCAGGACUGCAACUUCGACUGCAAUGACUCGGGCAUUGCCCUCCAGGCGAUGGAUAACUCUCACGUGGCGCUGGUGUCGAUGCUGCUGCGCGCUGAGGGAUUCUCCCCUUAUCGCUGCGACCGCAACAUCGCGUUGGGUAUCAACCUGACCUCGCUGACGAAGGUCCUGCGGGCGGCCCAGAAUGAAGACAUUCUGACCCUCAAGGCUGAGGACUCGCCCGACGCGGUCAACCUGAUGUUCGAGAGCGCCGAGACCGACCGGCUAAGCGAAUAUGAUAUUAAGCUCAUGGAUAUCGACCAGGAGCACCUGGCCAUCCCCGAGACCGAAUAUGCGGCUACCGUGGAGAUGCCCGCGAUGGAGUUUCAGCGCAUUUGCAGAGAUCUGAACGCGCUGUCGGAGUCAGUCGUCAUCGAGGCCAGCAAGGAAGGUGUCAAGUUCUCGUGCACAGGUGAUAUUGGUAACGGCUCUGUCACCAUCCGCCAGCACACCAACGUCGACAAGCCCGACCAGAACGUCACCAUCUCCCUCUCCGAACCUGUCGCCCUGACUUUCUCCCUCAAGUACCUUGUCAACUUCUGCAAGGCUUCCAACCUGUCCAACUCGGUAAAGCUGCACCUAUCCCAGGAGGUGCCACUGCUCGUCGAGUAUAGUCUGGGCAGCGGCCACCUGCGGUUCUACCUGGCUCCGAAGAUCGGAGACGAGGAGUAA
Messenger RNA from Penicillium lagena, 2793 nucleotides. RefSeq lists its product as uncharacterized. The record is from RefSeq and is a predicted model, not a curated record. Bases 1 to 2793 code for a protein of 930 amino acids. Gene Ontology annotation, molecular function: myosin binding; DNA binding; DNA polymerase processivity factor activity. The transcript has 8 exons. Lineage: Eukaryota; Fungi; Ascomycota; Eurotiomycetes; Eurotiales; Aspergillaceae. Gene Ontology annotation, biological process: mismatch repair; translesion synthesis; regulation of DNA replication. Gene Ontology annotation, cellular component: PCNA complex.